Molecule: messenger RNA, 2906 nt
Organism: Erpetoichthys calabaricus (reedfish)
Lineage: Eukaryota; Metazoa; Chordata; Cladistia; Polypteriformes; Polypteridae
Gene: rxfp2b
Product: relaxin family peptide receptor 2b
Exons: 19
Coding region: 140-2443 (767 amino acids)
Biological process (GO): G protein-coupled receptor signaling pathway
Cellular component (GO): membrane
Molecular function (GO): G protein-coupled receptor activity; protein binding
Source: RefSeq, a predicted model, not a curated record
UAUUUACGUUUUAAAAGAAAACUUACAAUUUAAACUGAAUACUUUGCUGCGCCUCUCUUAGCUAGUGAGCAUGCCCAGCACUGAGCCGCGUGCUCUUCAUUGACAGAACCGCCAAGCAACUCCGCAGUGGUGCCAAGCCAUGGGAUCGCGCAUACGAAGAGGCUUCCACCUUGUUGUCGACCUACCUGUCAAGAUCCUGCUUUUACAUUUUACCUUCGCACACAUCCAAGCCUUUGAAGCUGUGGAUCAUUCAUCUCUGACUGGGAUACCAGGAACACACACAAGACUGCCAGCAAGAACAAAUCUGAGUAAUUACAUCAGCAGUAACUGCCCAAUUGGACACUUCCCAUGUGGAAAUCUAACAGUGUGUUUACCUCAAGUGCUGCAUUGCAAUGGCGUCGAGAACUGUGAAAAUGGCGCUGAUGAGGAGAAUUGUGGAGAUAACAGCGGAUGGGCUGACAUUUUUGACAAGUCGGUAAAAAAACCUCCAAAUAAGACGAUUCCCGAAGACUGCUUUUUGCAGCAGUAUCCUGAGAACUGUAAAUGCAAGGAAACCGAAGUGGAAUGUGUGGAGGUAAACCUGAAGACCAUCCCUUUAGUUUCCACAAAUGUAACUCUGCUGUCUCUCAAGAAGAAUGAAAUUUGGAAGCUUCCAGAAGAGGCCUUCUCAAAAUACACAGAUUUGCAAAACCUGUUUCUGCAGAAUAACUGUAUCAGAAGAGUGGCAGGAAGUGCAUUUGCUAAACUCUACAAACUUGACAAACUGUAUCUUAGUCAGAACUGCAUCACUUCACUGAAGCCAGGAGUUUUUAGUGACCUUCAUAAAUUACGUUGGCUAAUUCUUGAUGACAACCCAAUAAAGAAGAUUUCUCAGCAAGUGUUCACAGGACUUCAGUCAUUGAUUUUCUUAUCCAUGGUAAAUAAUAAGCUAGAACAACUUCCAAAAAUGAGAAUGUGCUCAGAGAUGCCACUUCUAAACUGGGUGGAUUUUGAAGGAAAUCAAAUCAAGACUUUAAAUUUUUCCACUCUGAUGAUGUGCAAUGAGCUUACAGUUCUGUCUCUACGUGGAAAUAAGAUUUUUCUGCUACCAGAAGAUACAUUUCAGCCAUUAAAAAAACUGGGAGAAUUAGACUUGUCCAGCAAUGGGAUUAGAGAACUUCCUCAUCAUAUUUUCAGAGAUUUAAAAUUUCUACAGAUUCUGAAUAUAUCAAACAAUCCCUUGAAACAAAUACACAGCAGUCAGUUUGAAAGCUUAAUCCAGCUUCAGUCUUUAGUUCUAGAAGGAAUUGAGAUUCCCAAUAUUCACACAAGGAUGUUUAAGCCUAUGAAGAACCUCUCCCACAUCUAUUUCAAGAAAUUUCAGUACUGCUCCUAUGCACCUCAUGUACGGAAGUGCAAGCCAAACACAGAUGGAAUUUCAUCUUUUGAAGACCUGCUGGCCAACAUCAUACUUCGAGUGUCAGUCUGGGUUAUUGCAUUCAUCACCUGCUUUGGCAACGUAUUUGUCAUCUGCAUGAGGUCUCUUAUACGAGCUGAAAACACUCGGCAUGCCAUGUGCAUCAAAGUAUUGUGUUGUGCCGAUUGCCUAAUGGGAGUGUAUCUCUUCUUUGUGGGAGUUUUUGAUGUCAAAUUCCGGGGUGAAUACAACAAGCAUGCGCAGCUAUGGAUGGAAAGCCUUCAGUGUCGGACAAUAGGAUUUCUGGCCAUGCUGUCUUCUGAAGUCUCUGUCAUGCUGCUGGCCUACUUGACUUUGGAAAAGUACUUGGUCAUAGUCUUUCCAUUCAGCAACAUUCGGCCAGGCAAAUGCCAGACUUGUAUCAUUCUAGGCUCAAUAUGGGUUAUUGGAUUUUUAAUUGCUGUCAUCCCACUGAUGAGUGAGGAUUUCUUUGGGAAUUAUUACGGAAGAAAUGGAGUUUGUUUUCCACUCCAUUCUGAUCAACUGGAAAAGCCAGCAGCGAAAGGUUACUCAACUGGAAUAUUUCUAGGACUGAACUUGCUAGCCUUCCUCAUCAUCGUGUUUUCUUACACGAGUAUGUUCUACUCCAUCUACAAAACUGGACUGCAGACUACUGACAUGCAGAAUCGCCUUCACCGGGAUGUUGCUGUUGCCAACAGAUUUUUCUUUAUCGUGUUCUCUGAUGCCCUCUGCUGGAUACCAAUAUUCUUAGUGAAAAUCCUCUCACUGCUGGAAGUGGAGAUUCCAGGAACAAUAACAUCGUGGGUGGUGAUAUUUAUUCUCCCCAUCAACAGUGCCUUGAACCCCAUCCUUUAUACUCUUACUACAAGCUUCUUUAAAGAAAAAGUGGAACUCCUGCUCUGCAAGUGGCAACAAAAUGCAUCUAACAGGAAAAGCAGAAAAAGUGUGUCGAGUUCAGUUGUUUAUAUCGACAGCUCCCGUCACCCUUCAUUACAUUUAGGAUUUUUCCAAAGAAUAUCAAUCUGAGAGAUGGAGGCAAUACACUCAUGUGGAAGAAGUGAAAUGCAAGGCAAGCUAUGGAGCAUCCAUUGCAUCAGCAGGUGGGGUCCAAUAAAAACUGUGCAUCCACACUUAACUAUUGGCAGCUUCACAGCUUAUGAACGAGAGUUACAUCCUAAAGCGACUGCUCACAAAGGAUCAGCGCUGAAGAGAACUCUUUCAGAUCUCAGCUAAAGACUUGUGUGAAACACAAUGAGGAUGCAUUGACAGUUUAUACUUGAGGUCACCAACCAACAAGCAGCUAAUAGUCAGCUAAAGCUACAUUUACACACACAAUAUAAGGAAUACCUUUUCUUUAAACUAUUGCAGUCAUGCAAUUCUUAAUUUAAAAUGAAUAAUGUAUUCUAUAUAUAGUAAUAUAUUUUGACUACUGAAUAUUGUAUUGGUGACACAAGUAAAGGGUAUGAAACAUGGCAGUUCGCUAUUCUAA